Molecule: messenger RNA, 2625 nt
Organism: Neodiprion virginianus
Lineage: Eukaryota; Metazoa; Arthropoda; Insecta; Hymenoptera; Diprionidae
Exons: 2
Coding region: 135-830 (231 amino acids)
Source: RefSeq, a predicted model, not a curated record
GACACGUCUGCUGCACUACAUCCUCGGCUCUCUUGAGUGAAGAAAAAAGCUUGGUGCGUGUUUUCGAACGCGGUGGAUACAGUAUUAUCGCGUUGUUGUAUAUAACGAUUCCUGUUACCUACAAACGAGCCACGAUGUCGGCUGUCAGGACUGUGAGCCUGGUCCUCUUCUUCGCCGGGGCAGCUCUCGCCGCGGCGACUUCAAACUCCAAGAACUCAACUCUUGCGUGCUUCUUUGAGGAAAACGUGAUCGAAUGUGCCGCUCAAAGGAUAGACGCGCAACUCGACGAGGUGCAGAGCAAAGAUCCGGUCAAACCUGGCCAGCCAAGGGAACCACCGAUCAGUCAGGUCAUCGCCGACACGAGGAGUGUUCUCGUUCAAGGUAUCGAGGCCGUUGAUGCGGUCCUAACAUCCGACGCAGACACGGAAGAUACGACGGUUCAGGAUGAGGAUGCCGAGGACUCUCGAGAUAUCGGUGAAGCGAGGAAGAAGAAGUUUGGCAAGAAGAAGAAGAAGGCACUGCAGAAGAUAUUGAUGGUCGCGAUGGUCCUGAAGGCCAAGCUGAGUCUCCUCAUCCAACUAUUCUCCGCCCAUCUGCAGGUGAAAUUCUUUGCCAUUUCUCUGCUCAGCUUGUUGUUGAACCUCGCACGCUUCUGGCUCGACCUCAAGAAUAAAGGACAACCACAGAAGGUGAUUUACUACGAACAUGCUCAGCACCAGCACCAUUACGAACAUGAAGACGACCAUUCCGGAUACUGGGGAAGGUCCGCCGACGACGCUCACGAGCUCGCUUACGGCGCUCAUCACGACGAACAAGUACCAGAGUAUUAGGAAACAUUUUACGCGAUUAAGGGUUGUAAUUAAGUCGUUAUUGUUAGUAUCGGUUCACCGAGAAUGCUCGAACCUGGCCAUGCGAAUCCCAAGUAGGGCGUUUAUAUUACGAUUGAUUCUGCUCGUCGUUCUCGGUUCGAUAUGCAUCAACGAGUGGCUAACUUUCCAAAAUUGAGUUUCACUCGUUUUCGAUGUUGCUGUUUUCUCUUUUUGAAUUAAUAGUAUUUAUUUCAUUAUCAUCAUUCUCAUCACGUUGCCACGACUUCCGGUUUCAUUUCCCUUCUUUUCGUACUAUAUAGAAACUGGAUUCAAACUACUCUCACAAAAUAUCAUAAACUUGUUUAUUGUACAGGUACCUACUUGAAUAUAUCAACAGCCGCGAUCGAAAGUAAACUUUUUAUCACUUUUACAUCCUAACGGUAUUCUUUUUCAUUAUAAAUUAAAAAUAUCCAUUCCAUAGGGUUUGGCAAUUGGUUUCUCAAGUUAUACUCUGCGAAAUCCUCAGUCAACUCUGUCGCCAUCAAUGCUCUCGUACGGUUGUACCUGGAAUUAGGUAAUAAACUUCAAUUUGAGGAUAAUUUAAUUUGGGUAAAAUUCGCGGGUACAACGUAGGCUUACAAUUUCACUAAGAAUUUCCUGCUGCAGAAUCGGUAAUGUAUAGUUUUUAUAGUAAUAUAACGAAAAAUUUAUAUCUCGAGCGCUCGUGCCUUGAGUGCCUUUUCCUUCUGAUAUUGGAGUUAUUUAUUUAUUUAUCUAUUUAUUCUUCACCCUUAGGAAGGAAAGGCACGCACAUUAUGUGUAGGUGUCGAGCAUUUUCAGUCGGACGAGUACGGAAUCAGAACGUCGAGUAAGCAUGUACAGUAAUGUUCAUUAAUGCCUUCCUUUUUCGGCUAACUUGUUUGCGGUCCGAAACAAAAUGCCAUUUCGCUUCUAAACGAUUUAUGUGACAAUGAGUGGCGAUGCAACUGACGUGAAAGAAUGGGAUAUAUUGUCACAUAAUCCGUAUAGCAUCGAAUUUGCAUUUUGUCUCGGACCGCAAACAAGUUAGCCGGAAAGAGAAUGCAUUAAUGAACAUUACUAUACAGUAGAAGGUAAAUAACGGGCUUCAAACUUGGCGUUACAAAAUAAUCAAAAUGUUUUCCCCUUUACUGUUCACUGAUAUUUUAUAAACAAAGAAAAGUAGAAGACGAAGUUGAUUUUUACGUUAGUUUAAAGAAUCGAGACCAACGAACGGAAGGAAAACAACCAAAUCAAAAGUGUUGAAACAUUCCGUGAGAGGGUUGAAAAGAGAACAAAAAGUAAAUGCUGCGAUGAAAUUUCGCACGCAUUCUUGUUACCACCUCCUCUGUGUUUUGUCUUGUUAGUGCAAGGAAGUCGUUUCCUCUUCUACGUGCUAAAAUGUAAAUGCUUUAGAAUAAUGUUGUAUGCAUCGCCAUAAGCAUUAUUUUCAUUCUCACACCAUCAUAGAUAUUUAAAUGUCAUUUGUACCUUGUUUUUUCUCGCAUUUCUUCAGCUCUCGAGUGUCGCAAUCGUGACCUGUGUACAUGUAUACAAUCGUUGAAUAUCUUUAACUCGUAUUUAUUACAAAUUCAAAAAAUGUACACCACCAAUUGAGUAUAAUUUGCACUUGUAUCUGUAAAUUUAUAACCAAAGGCCUAUCGUCUGUAUGCGACCUGUACUCUAAAUGCUCAAUCGCGAAUCAAUUCGUGCGUACAUUGCACGAAUUCAUGUCGAAUCGUAAUAUUAGCGAAUUGUGAACUCAAUUUCUGAAGCGUAAUACCAUUAUAAUACAUAA